GUUCCCUCUUUCCCUCUUGUUGGAAAUUCCUCCCACGACAAAACUGAAACCUGACAUGUCACCGCUGGAAGCAGGUGAGUCAGCGCAGUACACCUCGGGGAUUGGAAAACAAUUCAAGAAAGACAACAAAGAGGAAGCGUAGCGGCAUCAACAACGGCGGUGGCUCGUAUUUUUAUUUCUCGCUCCUCUUUGACCCCCACACCUUGAUGGACUACAUGGACAGCGGGCUGAGGUACACCCCCACCCAGGACAAAGAAUGGGACACCAAUGUUCAGUUCCUGCCGGCAUCGGACAACAAAAAGCUGGAGAAGAAGAAAGGUCCUGGGAAGGUGGGCGCCGUGGUCGGAGUGCUGAUCUUGUGCGCCGUCGUAGCACUGAUGGCCGGCCUGCUGGUCUGGCAUUUCCAUUUCCGUAAAGACGUGCGCGUCAAGAAGCUGUACAGCGCCUCCAUGCGAAUCACCAACCAGGUUUUCGAGGACGCCUACGAGAACGCCAACAGCUCUGAGUUCAAGGCGCUGGCCAAGCAGGUCAAGAUGCAGCUGAAAACGCUCUACAGCAAGAGUCCGCAGCUGGCCAAAUACUACGUUGGCUCGACAGUUCAGGCUUUUAGCGAGGGCAGCGUCAUUGCGUACUACAUCUCAGAGUUCAACGUUCCGACUGGCCAGGAGUCGGCAGUGGACAGUGCCAUGUCCGCCAUGGACAAACUGGUUGACAAAGAGCAGCGCAGCAUUUACAGGCCAGGCAACUCUCUGCUUCUGGAAGACGUCGUGUCCUCGGAACUCGAUUCACGAUUGUUUUCAGCAGAAUUCAGCAGAUUCUUGAGGUUUUCCGAGCACACGAGGACCAACCACAUUGGCCAGAUCAAGUCCCCCGGCUUCCCCGACAGCCCAUACCCGCCCAACACCUUUAUGGAGUGGCAGCUGCGGGCCGACCCCAACUACAUCAUCAAGCUGGACUUCGACACGAUGAAUCUGGAGGAGAACUGCGACAACGACUUUGUCAAGAUCUACGACUCCCUGGUGGCCAUCGAGGCCAGGGUUGUGCAGGAGAUGUGUGGCUACUACUCACCCAGCGAGCCCCUGACCUUUCUGUCCUCUGGCAACGUGAUGCUAGUCACCAUGGCGACCAACCAAGUGAAGAACUACCCAGGCUUCCGAGCACAAGUGUCGCAGGUGCGACGCGGCAGCACUAGUACGAUGUGCGGUGGCCAACUGACAGGUGACAUAGGCCGUUUUACUUCCCCCAACUUUCCAAAUUACUACCCGCCUCGGACCUCCUGCCAGUGGACCAUCCAGGUCCCUGCCGGAAAGUCGGUGAAAGUGACAUUCAAAAAGUUCCUCAUAUCCGAACCGGGCCAGGACGGAAGCAAGGGCUGCCGCAAGGACUACGUGGAGAUCAACGGAAAGAAGUUUUGUGGAGAUCACCCCGACAACUCUGUCGUGAAGACCAGCAGCACCAAUGAAAUGACCAUUGUGUUUUUCUCCGACGGAUCCUAUGUGGACCGAGGCUUUGACGCUAUGUAUGAGGCAGUUGACGUCGCCGACCCUUGCCCCAAGCAGUUCCAGUGCAAGAACCAGCGCUGCAUCAAGCCUGAGCUCAAGUGUGACGGCUGGAACGACUGCAACGACAUGAGCGACGAGCUGAACUGCAAGUGCAGCUCCAGUCAGAUCAAUUGUAAGAACGGGCUGUGCAAGCCCAUGUUCUGGAAGUGUGACAGCGUAGAUGACUGCGGCGACGGCACAGACGAGCAGAACUGCGGCACUUGUUCUACUGGACAACUCACCUGCAAGAACGGCCAAUGCGUCUCGGAGAAGAGUCGUUGUGAUGGGAUAGACGACUGUGGCGAUGGUUCUGAUGAGCUUGGCUGUGAACGAGCUGCUGGUUCUGUGUUGUGCACUGACCUCACAUUCAAAUGCAAAAACGACGACUGUAUCAGCAAAGUCAACCCUGAAUGUGACGGUACCAAAGACUGCGAGGAUGGCUCGGAUGAGGACAACUGCGAUUGUGGGCGCAGCAAGUUCAAGACAUCACGUAUCGUUGGCGGUCAGGAUGCGGAGGCGGGCGAGUUCCCGUGGCAAGUCAGCCUGCACGCCAAGCGUUACGGACACGUUUGUGGUGCCAGCCUCAUCGGCCCACUCUGGCUUGUCACCGCCGCCCAUUGUGUGCAGGACAACGGCAGGGACAGGUUUUCUGAGGCUGGUACUUGGGAGGCGUAUAUGGGCCUCCACACGCAGCGCAACAUAGGCAGCACAGUAGUAAAAAGGAACUUGAAGAGGAUCAUUCCGCACCCAAAUUACAACGACUACACCUUUGACAACGACAUCGCCCUGAUGGAGCUGGACAGUCCCGUCACGUACAGCGACUACAUCCAGCCCAUCUGCCUCCCCGCCCCGACGCACGACUUCACCGUCGGGACCACCGUCUGGAUCACUGGCUGGGGCGCCACUCGGGAGGGAGGAGUCGCAGCGACAGUGUUGCAAAAAGCUCAGGUGCGCACUAUCAACCACAAGGUGUGUGACAAUUUGAUGGGCGGUCAGCUGACCAACAGAAUGAUGUGUGCCGGUGUUCUGAGUGGAGGAGUCGACGCUUGUCAGGGGGACUCUGGUGGGCCGCUCUCCAUUCCAUCCGGCAACCGCAUGUUCCUGGGCGGCGUGGUCAGCUGGGGCGACGGCUGUGCCCGCCGGAACAAGCCAGGCAUCUACACAACGGUCACCAAAUUCCAUGGCUGGAUCAAAGAGAAGACGGGUGUGUAGAACAAAACGGCCGCACAGGGGGGCCGUGGACAGAAAUAUGGACUGAGACACACAGUUACUGCAGUGUGGAUUGUCGACUUCCCAGAAGAAGAAGCACCACGUGUCGCUCGAAGAGCAAGUGCAGCACUGGUCCGUGUCCACUGUGAUUUUAUUAUAGUCAGCUUGAUAAAUUGUAAAUAUGUUUUAUUUCCUGUGUUUUCUCUUAAUGUUUUAGCAUGUUUGGAUUGAGAGCGCACACACCCACGCACACACAAACAGGUUUUCAAGAGAUUGAACACACACAGAAUCCUUUUUAACCAAUUGUCUAAUUUGUAGUUAUAUUUCCUCACAAACAGCAACAACUGUAAGAGCAGUCCAUCCUACCUCCUAUAUCAUACAGGGUGUCCCAGAAAAAAGAAAAACUUACUUUGACUGCCAUUAUUCAUAUAUUUUGUUUUGAUUUAGGUGUUUAUUGGCAUAGAUACAAGUCUGAUUUUAAUAAAUGUAAAUAACAGAUUUAAGAUGUGAAUUGAAUGGCAUAAAAGAAAACAUUAAUUCAACAUUCAGAAAGCAGUCAGAGUACAUUUGUGGGGGCACAGCCUAUACACAUUUUACCACAGGAAUCUUCAACCAACAUAGGUCCCUAAAUGGUCCCGAAAUGCAUCAUUUGCUUUUAAAUACUGUACUGUAUUAUUUUGCGAGCAAUAUCAACAUUGCAUCGGUUUUGUUUGUAUUUUGGUUUUGUUUAGCUCAACACAGUAAUAAAAACAAAUACGACCGUUUUACUUGGGUGGAUGUGUUGAUGUUUUUUAUAGCAGGUUUCGAAAUAAAAUAUUUCUUAUAUAAGUCA
Messenger RNA from Phyllopteryx taeniolatus (common seadragon), 3582 nucleotides. RefSeq names its product ST14 transmembrane serine protease matriptase a (gene st14a). The record is from RefSeq and is a predicted model, not a curated record. Gene Ontology annotation, biological process: acrosome reaction; proteolysis. Gene Ontology annotation, molecular function: protein binding; serine-type endopeptidase activity. The transcript is spliced from 20 exons. Lineage: Eukaryota; Metazoa; Chordata; Actinopteri; Syngnathiformes; Syngnathidae. Gene Ontology annotation, cellular component: membrane. The coding region runs from base 207 to 2753 and encodes 848 amino acids.